Molecule: messenger RNA, 1427 nt
Organism: Blepharisma stoltei
Lineage: Eukaryota; Ciliophora; Heterotrichea; Heterotrichida; Blepharismidae
Source: the annotation of a GenBank genome assembly
AUGGAUAGCAAUAGCAUUACCACAUCAGCAAUAAUAGACGAUGAUUUUACUGAUUCUCCUUCCGUGAGCGAACAAAAUUGAUUUUUUCUUUCACAGCGGAGUUAAUUGUUUUUUAAAAAAAUUUAUAUAAACUUUAGAGUGAUUUUUUUUUUUCGAAAUUUAAAAACCCCCAAUUCACGAAAAUUGAGAGUAAAAAUUAAUUUAAAUUGCAAAAUUUAUGUUUUAAAAUUCAAGCUUUUAAAGUUCAGCAGAAUCAGCUAUUAUGCGUUGCAUAAAUUUUAUAUUGACGUUAUAAGCGCCAUUUUCAUAUGAAAUUUCAAAUUAUGAAUUUGCCGCACUAAAAUCUGCGUUUUGAAACGCAUAUUUGGUUUUCACAUACCAAAGCCAAAUUGACAUGCAUAUGCAUGAUAAGAAAUUAUUGCAAUACAUAAUAGAUUUUAAUUAUUUUAAUUAUCACUUAUAUAUCAAAAAAUAUUUUUAUCAUAAAAAAUUUUUAUGUUAAAAAAUAUAUUUGUUAGUUACCGAGAGGUGGUUAUUACCUAAAAAUAAAGAUUUUUCCAAUGGUUUUACUCGCUCACAGAGGGAGUGAGCAAUCAUUAAAAGGUGUAUCAAGUUUGCUAGGCGAGAAGACCGGCUUUGCCCUCCAAACUACCAAUUUCCAAUCCGCAGGGCUGUCUUCGUCAAUAGAACCCACAAUUCAAAACGUCGUCGCAACAGCGAACAUGCAAUGCAAACUGGAUCUCAAACAAAUUGCAUUAAAAGCCAGAAAUGCCGAAUACAACCCCAAAAGAUUCGCAGCUGUAAUUAUGAGGAUCAGGGAGCCAAAAACUACAGCACUUAUCUUUUCUUCCGGAAAAAUGGUCGUCACAGGAGCUAAAGACGAAACCCAAGCUAGAAACGCAACCAGAAAGUUCACCAGAAUUAUCCAAAAAAUUGAUUUUCCUGCCAAAUUCUCUGAAUUUAAAAUCCAAAACUUGGUUGCUUCUGUAGAUGUGAAAUUCCCGAUAAGACUGGAAGGGUUGGCAAUAAAACAUUUCAACUUUUCUAGCUAUGAGCCUGAAGUCUUCCCAGGGCUGAUAUACAGAAUGAUGACCCCAAAGGUAGCGCUGCUGAUUUUUGUGUCAGGGAAGCUGGUGCUUACUGGAGCGAAAACAAGAGGAGAUAUCAAAGAAGCAUUUGAUAAAAUUUACCCUGUGCUGAAAGAGUUCCAGAAAGAUAAAGAUUUAAUAUACUUUCUAAAAGAGAAUAUUUCGAAAUUUUAUUAUGUCUAAUUAUAAUAAAUAAUGGUAAUCUUAUCCUAUUUUCAGAUAUAAAAUAUAAUAAUGCAGGCAAUAUGAGUGCUUUUAUUAAUUGUAAUUAGGUAUAUAUAGUAGGGAUAAUAAUUAAAGAUAUAUUCACCUUUAGAGAGGAUAACUACUAGAAUAUAA